AGCGCCAUUUCCUGUCUUUAUGCUUUCAGUUAUUUGGCAAGUAAAUUAUUCUUUCUUAACACUGCAGAAAUUUAUUUGUUGCUCCUAGUUUAAUUUUAUAUUGUUUGGAAAUACAUUCUUGUUCUAGAUACCUAUGUUGAUUAAAGAGGAAAUUUAUUGGGGUUUGCAUCUUUUUCUAUGCACAAUUUUAUGCAUUUUCAUACUUUUCAUGUUUUAUUGUUAAUUACAAAAAUGUGGGUGCUUAUGCAAAAUGGCUUUCCAGAAAAACACUUGAUGAAAUAUUACUUGUUUUGUGUGCUACUCUAGAUAGGAAAAGGUAUAUUAUCUAUAUGAAGGAGUAAAAAGACAAUUAUUCAUCACCCAAAAGCAUCUUAAUGAUGCAAAAUUCAAAAGUUUUGUGCGUUUAACAUGCUUAUUAUCCCAGUUUUCUCUUAGCCAGUGUUGCCUUGCUAUGUAUGCUGACUUGUUCUGCCAGGUUACAGCAUGGAGUAUGAUAUUGUCAUGGACACAUCAUGAUCACUAGCUUUCUAAAAAGUGGUCUUAAUCUGCAGAAAGUCAGGGUAUCUUAUUCAUAUAUAGUAUGUGCAGUGACAAAUGUGGUUCGUAUUAAGUAUCCAAGAUCUGGAUAUUUAAGUGUAACAAAUGAUGUGGUCAAAUCCAAAUAUGUAGUAGGUAGAUUUACACCGAUCAUAUCGAAAAUUUAUUGGUUGACAUUUUGUCAUUUAUGAAAUAAGUAAAAGUCUAAGCAAUUAAUGCUAUAUUUUCAUUGAUCAGUAUUGAAAAUGACAGUGUAUAUAGUAUAAAGUCCAUAUAUUCACAUGUGAUCACAUUUUAGUGUUUAUGUUCUUGAUGCAUAUGAUUGCAUAUUCCACAUGUACAAUAAGAUUAUUGUGAGGUUGUACAGAAAUUAUGCAAUAUGGUAAUAUAAUCUCAUCGAUGUACCAUGCUUUGGAAUACUAAAGGCCAUGCAUGCAACACAGCUUGGAUUGCUAUAUGUCAUGUACCAUGUCAGUGUUCAUACUAACAAGGCAUUUUGAUUUGUUUCAACUGUAAUUUUUCUUAUUUCUACAUCUUUUUCUUGUACUUGGGCCUAUAAAAAGGCUAGAACUUAGUAAUGAAGAUCAUCAUAAAUAAUCAUUAACUUGAGUUCUUCUAUGUUAGUGAUGCUAUGUCAUAUAUAUAUUUUUUAAUGAUUUAUUGUCCACGUGGGAGACGUGCGGAGGUGCGAGGCCUUAAUCCUUGGAGUUCGCUCCUUGAGCUAGAGUUAAAGAUGGUGUUCAACCAUAGCAAACAAUCUUCUGCUGAUCACACAUCUGACCGAUUUGCUUAUGAGCGUGCAAGACAUCUGGCUUCUGAUGAUCAACUUGCACAAUAUGCUGAAGAUUCUCCAUCUCUGGCUAUCCCUGCUAAAUCACCAGCUUCAGGUAAAGGGAAGAAGGAUUUUUUGAGCUGUCACAAAGAUUUUGAGAACGAAACUGCUGAUCAUUCCUAUGACAACUCUCAUAAUGGUCUCAGUGGCAAUCCUAGUCUGUCAUGGGUGACAGGCAACACUAGCAUGGAUAUUUGGAUAGAUAAUGGCAAACGAUCUCUUUGUGAUGGUGAGACUUGUGAACAUGGUAGCAAGCGUUUGAAGCAAGCGGACCAAAAUUUACAAUUGUGUUCGUCCAAAAUUUGCAUCAGUGCUUUCGAGGAGUCACCUUCAGUUGCUUCUGAGGAUAGGAAGUAUAGAGGGACUGCUGCUGUUGCUGGUGAUAUUGUUAAUCAGGCAACUAGCAGCAAUUGGUUCAGCCGAGAAUCUGCUUUGGACUCACCUAUCAGGAUACCUUCCUAUCCUAGUUAUUAUGGAGAUACCUGUCAGGCAACUGAAUCUGAUCAAGUCGAGGAUAGAUAUUCACCUGUUUUUGAUUACCAUGGUCGGAAACAUGUUCCUAUUGGUGCUAAUCAUCAGGCUGAUCUUCCAGAGUGGGGGUCCCAAGAUUUUAAGAACCAUAUAAGGGAUAAUGAUGUUUGUGCAUCUCCAAUGACCCCAGUGACAACUUCACUGUCGUGUGAUAAUGUUGUAAUUGAUGGGGAUGACGGUGAUAAAUGGGUUGGGACAUGUGUAAUUCCUAUGCCUGAUUCUGCGGUAUUGGCUUCAGAUGUUUUAGCCUACCAUAAGAUGGAGUGUAGCUGUCUAGAUGUGGGUUCGAUUAGAUGUGUGAGGCAGCAUGUGAUGCAAGCUAGACAAAAGCUCAAGCAAAAGUUGGGGCACAAAACAUUUUUAGAGCUGGGUUUUGGCAAUAUGGGCGAGGUUGUAACUGAAAAAUGGACUGAAGAGGAGGAACAACUAUUUUAUGAAGUUGUGUUAUUAAAUCCUGCAUCGCUGGGCAAGAACUUCUGGAAGAAAUUGCCUCAGGUGUUUCCUACUCGAAGUAGUAAAGAACUAAUAAGCUACUACUUCAACGUAUUCAUGCUUCGAAAGCGAGCUGAACAGAAUAGAUUGGAUCCACUGCAUGUAGACAGUGAUGAUGAUGAAUGGCAAGAAAGUGAUGAUGGUGAAUCUUCAACGGAAGAAGAAGAUUCUGUUGUCGAAUCUCCUCCAGCAGAUCAAGAUGUUGCUGGUGAAGAGGAUGAUCUCGAGGAAGCAGAAAUAGCCGAGGAAGAUGAUGAUGUAGAGGAUUGUGUUUAUUACCACCUUGCUGGGUACAAUGAGAAACAGCCCUCUGGUGAUAUAAACAGACACAUUGUUGGUGAGUCAACCCUUCAUUCUAGCAUGACUGCGAGCAAUUUGCACCAUUUCAUGGAGGAGCAUGACAUUCAGGAUGAUUCAUGCACAUCUUAUGAGGGCCAGCACAACGGGGUUGUUUCAUGUGAUGCUGUUGAUAUAUCUGACUUGCAUCAUGGGUUGAUUGAGGACCAUGAGAACUUGCACAACGAGCACCGCAAUGAUGGUCUGAGUGGGUUAGCAGAUUAUGGUUUCUUUGAUGGCCAUUCUGAUCUAAAAUCAUGGGAUAUGAGGUAUAGCUGUGGAACAGAGAAAGAUGACUUCUUUUCGACAUGUAACGUGAUAGAGGAGGUGUUUGGAAAAGAACCUUUGGAUAAGUGAAAGCCUAGCUGUCGUGAUCUUGGCAGUUCUUGAUUAGUGUCGGGUAAUUGCUUGCUUGCUUUAUCUUGUGUUGCCCUUCAUGAGGCAUUUUUCUGAGUUGAAAGCUUUGGUCUCCUACGAUUAGGUUUCCUAAUCAAAUCAAAUCGGUUUAGCCUUUUGUGUCUUCCCUUUGUAAAUUAUGUGAAUUAGGGGCUGUCCUGCCUUGUGAAGAAAACUGUGUAAUCGAGAACCUUAUAUAUCGGUACAAUCCAUUUUUCCUUUCUGAAUCAUCCACCGUCUUGGGGAACUUGUCAGGGAGGAUAAAGCUAUUGAAUCUGGCAAAAUGUAUGGUCAUGAGUUCACCUAAAUAUUUGUUUGUCAUAGAACUAUUUGUUCUUGUAAAUUUAUAUGAAUAUUUUCUCUAGCA
Messenger RNA from Musa acuminata subsp. malaccensis (wild Malaysian banana), 3491 nucleotides. The record is from RefSeq and is a predicted model, not a curated record. NCBI's taxonomy places the organism in Eukaryota, Viridiplantae, Streptophyta, Magnoliopsida, Zingiberales, Musaceae.